AUGAAGUCUGCCCUGUUCCUUCUGAAUGUGUUAUCUGUCUCCUAUGCCCUCCAAUGUUAUACUGGUAUUAAAGGAUCUGUUGAUGCUGCUCACAAAGGCGAUCUUGUCAAGUCACCCUGCGCAGGAGAUGCUAAGUACUGCAUAAUGGAAGCUAUAGGUCUCAAUUCCAUGACUGGACAUUCCAUCUCCGGGUAUAGAUACGAUUGUGACAGUCAUCAUCAAUGUGAUGCUAUAGUUUCUACUGGACACAAUUGCGCAGAUGAGAUCAUUGGUAAGAUCUGUUGUUGUACCUCGGAUUACUGCAACAACUACUCCAGCGUGCCAGCCUUAUCGACCUUUGUACUUGUUCUCCUAUUUUCAAUUUUUGUUAUGUAA
Molecule: messenger RNA, 375 nt
Organism: Auanema sp. JU1783
Lineage: Eukaryota; Metazoa; Nematoda; Chromadorea; Rhabditida; Rhabditidae
Source: the annotation of a GenBank genome assembly